Messenger RNA from Corythoichthys intestinalis (scribbled pipefish), 948 nucleotides. Its product is annotated as serine/arginine repetitive matrix protein 1-like. The transcript has 5 exons. Bases 1 to 948 code for a protein of 315 amino acids. NCBI's taxonomy places the organism in Eukaryota, Metazoa, Chordata, Actinopteri, Syngnathiformes, Syngnathidae. The record is from RefSeq and is a predicted model, not a curated record.
AUGCCAGCAAAGAGCGAGAGCUGCAGGCAAGAAGGCAGCGAUAGCUGUGCAUUAGCGUUACCUCCUAGCUUGAACUCGGGUUUUACGCAGGAGGCAGGCUUGAGCACACGGCCCACCAAGCCCAGGGCAGAGCAGGGUCCACCGCCGGAGCAGGUGACAUCCAGCCGAUACACCGGGGUCCACCUUGCGACCCGCGGUGGAGCGCAGGGCGGAUACCCUGGCAGAGAAGAAAGGGGAAGGCGGAAGCAGGAGAACGCCGAGGAGCCGCCGCGAGAUCGAAGCCCCGACCUUCCCCCCACUCCCGCGGCCGGUUCCCUGCUGGCAACCAUUACCCAGCACCCUGCCCGUCCCACGGCCCUUUGUCGGGGCUCUCCCGUGGAGUAUGAUGUGUGUGGUGCAUUAAAAAAGGUGCAAGAACGGCAGGGCCUGCCGUGCCAGGGUGAAAGAUUUUUGCGGUGCAAACUGAGGAGUGAGAGAAUUAAGAGGCAGGCUCCCGUAGGCGUGGCCGUGUCCACCAGAACCACCGGCCGAAGGGCGGGAGAAGCACCAGAGCCCCGAUCAACCCCCGCCCCAGACCACCCCCGGCACACCCGCAACCGCCCACCCCUCCCCCCGCCGCCCAAGCACCCAACCCGCACCCCUAACAGGUGCUACGCCAAGCGCCGGAGACCAGGGGUUGUCCACCCCACCGGCAAGGGACAGCAAACCCCACCCAAGAGGACCUGCCGACGACCCCAGCAGCAGGAGAGCAGCGGCAGCCGCCUCGGUCCAUACAGGCUGACAGGGGCGGAGACAGACCAAGGGGACGGAGGCGGGGCAGCACCCGUGCGGCACCCCCACCCGCCCGCGAGAUCACCGCGCGCCCAACCCACCCGACCCCCGCACGAUGCACCCAGACAAGCCCCAGCUGAAAACCCCGGGGCCAGGCCCGGCGACGGGACGGCAUAG